Messenger RNA from Stereum hirsutum FP-91666 SS1, 1785 nucleotides. RefSeq lists its product as uncharacterized. The transcript has 11 exons. Lineage: Eukaryota; Fungi; Basidiomycota; Agaricomycetes; Russulales; Stereaceae. Gene Ontology annotation, cellular component: nucleus. Bases 1 to 1785 code for a protein of 594 amino acids. The record is from RefSeq and is a predicted model, not a curated record.
AUGGCCAGAACUAAUCCAACUCAGUUUACGAGACCCAAGCCAACGCCAUCGGCCUUAGCAGGGAAGGAGCAAAUCAUUGAGAUAUCAUCGAGUUCGGAGGAGGAUGAAGGUAGUGAUGCUGAUUCUCAUCGCUCCCUGACUGUCGAAGCUAGUAAAGUCCAAAGGAAGACGGGCGAGAGUGGCCAACUCCGUACCAAGACUCUCCGCACCCAAUCCUCGUUCUCACGUAAUAGUUUCUCAGACGAGCCUUUCAAAGCACCAUCGAGCCCGAACAAGGCCAGUGCACGGGCGCGUCGUGUCAUCUACAGCUCUUCAUCGGAAGAUGAGCUCCCCUCCCCUUCGAAACUCAUCCCCAAGUCUACUUCGAAGGGUAAAACUCGUGUUUCAGCUGCUGAGGUCGAUGUCAUCGAGAUCAGCUCCGACUCAGAACUCUCAGAGGAGGGAGGCGCUGAAGAACAGAUCCUCAUUGUCGGUAUUCCACCGGCUCCGCCCCCAUCUAAACCGAAACCGAAAGAAGAUAUGCCUUUGUUCUUCCCGGGUGAUGACGACGACGACGAAGAUGGUGCAAUCUUGAUUCUGAAUGAACCGAAAUCAGCGCGAAGACCUAUACCAGUGACACCUCAACAUCGUCCCACUCCAUCCACAUCCCGUAAAAUCCCCCUUCCUGGCCUUCAAACCGUCGAUCUCCCCGACUUUGGCUCCGAUGGUGGUGCUCCGAAGCGUAACACGAAGACGAAGAUACGACAAGCUGAUCCAACACCUGUCGCAUUUCCAGGGACUCCCGUGAACGGAUCCCGAACAUUCAUAUCUCAUCCUACGCCAGCCCCUCGCCCUCGAAAAACCAAGCAGUUGUCUGGAGACGGUCAGGAUGCUGGUCCAAGUAGGGGUGGCCGCCCCACCACACCACCCCGCGCUCACACCCAACCUAACCCCUUUAUUCUCGACACGCCACAAACACCACAAAGCACCGCUCGCAGAACGCCUGGCGCUCCUCGCACUACGAAGAAAUCACUUCAACAGGCCGAGCAGAAGCGUCGUGCGGAGUACGCUCAAGAUCUGUUCAACGAACUGAAUGAGGUCGUGUUUGGAGGUGGUCUGCCGAGCGAGACGAAGUUAGCUUGGAGUGCGAGGUUGCUGACGACUGCGGGGAGGGCGAAGUGGAAAAGAACGAGGACGAUGAGUGCGAUGGGAGGCGAUGAGGAUGGGGGAGGAAGAAGGGAGGUGGUCACGGAUGAUACAGAGAUUGAGUUGGCUGUGAAGAUUUUGGAUUGUGACGAGAGAAUCAGGAAUACUCUAUCGCAUGAGAUGUGCCACUUGGCAUGUUGGAUCAUCAAUGAGAACCCGAAAGAGGGUCACGGAAAGAUCUUCAAGUCUUGGGCAACGAAAAUAAUGCGCAAACGUCCAGAUAUCGAAAUAACGACGAGACACGAUUACGAUAUCACCUAUCCAUACCAGUGGGAAUGUGGAAACUGUGCUAAGAUUUAUGGACGAUUCAGUAGGUCUAUCAGGCCAGACGAAGUCGUUUGCGGCGCCUGUAAGACCGGUAAACUCGAACCUCUUUUCACGGUUCGUACCCGUGGAGGUGACCCCACAAAAACACCAAAGACGAAAGCUGGAAGCAAGCUUGCUGCAGGUAAAGCUAGAGAUUCACCGCGAUCCGUCCCCCGUAUUGGCAAAGACUCAAAGCACGGUGCUUCUGAUUCAGACGGCGAGGAGGGAACUCCUGAAGAUCCAGAUGACGUGUUCAGACGAAUUAUGGAUGGUGUUGGGGGACUGCGGUUGUGA